Molecule: messenger RNA, 2404 nt
Organism: Sphaerodactylus townsendi
Lineage: Eukaryota; Metazoa; Chordata; Lepidosauria; Squamata; Sphaerodactylidae
Gene: LG11H7orf25
Product: linkage group 11 C7orf25 homolog
Exons: 2
Coding region: 124-1371 (415 amino acids)
Source: RefSeq, a predicted model, not a curated record
UGGGGGUUUGUGGUCUCUUUGCAUGCAGCUUAUUUGCCCCUUCUAAGCCAAUACAGUGCCCAUAAGAAUCAUGGACCCCGCCAACACCUUGCCUGGUGCCCACCAAGGAAUAAUGCAUCCGACAUGUCUACGCAUUCCCUGUUGUGUGAGAGAAUUGCCAUUGCUAAGGAGCUAAUUAAAAGAGCAGAAGUUCUCUCCAGGUCCCAGAAAAGUGGCAUCGAAGGCGGAGCGAAGCUGUGCAGCAAAUUAAAAGCAGAAUUAAAAUUCUUGCUCAGGGUGGAGGCCGGGAAGGUGUCUGUUAAAGAGUCUCACCUAUUGAGUACAAAUCUCACUCACCUGCAAGCCGUCCUUGAAUCAGCGGAGAACCUGGAGGCCGUUGUGGGCAUCCUCCAUGUCUUUGCCUACGAGGACAGCUUUGGUGAAAAACAAAGCUUGGUGGUGGAUGUAGUGGCAAACAACGGCCACACGUGGGUGAAGGCGGUGGGCCGAAAAGCUGAAGCCUUGCACAACAUCUGGUUGGGUAGAGGCCAGUAUGGAGACAAGAGUAUAAUUGAGCAAGCAGAAGACUUUCUGCAAGCGAGUCGCCAGCAACCUGUACAGUACAGCAACCCGCACAUUAUCUUUGCUUUCUACAAUGGGGUAUCCUACCCCCUGGCAGAGAGGCUUAAAGAGAUGGGUGUGUCCGUGCGAGGGGAUAUAGUUGCUAUGAACGUAUUAAUGGAGCCUGCUGACAGAGACCUCCAGUUAAGCUCGGGCGAGUCUGAUGAAGAAAACGGCAAACACUUGCACGUGGCUAAAGUGAAUCGGGGCCAUCUGAUUGCUAGUGUGGCUUUCCCUACCGAAAUCAGGGUAGACUUGUGCAGGAGGGUUAACUUGGACAUUACUACUUUGAUUACGUAUGUCUCUGCCCUUAGCUAUGGAGGCUGUUACUUCACCUUCAAGGAGAAAGUCUUAACGGAGCAGGCCCUGCAAGAGCGACAGGAGAGCGUCCUCCCAUCCCUGGAAGAAUUCAUGAAGGGCAAGGAGCUGUUUGCUUGUGAAUCUGCAGUCAAAGACUUCCAAGUCAUUUUGGAAACUUUAGGAGGGCCUGGAGAGAAAAACAGGGCCGCAGCACUCCUGGAAAGAGUCACCGUAAUACCGGAUCAACCAUCCGAGCAUGCCUUACGGCUAGUCCUCAGUUCCAAAAUCAAUACCCGCUCACUGACCAUUUUCGGGACAGGUGACACUUUGAAGGCUGUCACCAUGACUGCAAACAGUGGCUUUGUUCGGGCAGCUGCGAACCAAGGAGUCAAAUUCAGCGUGUUCAUUCAUCAGCCGAGGGCCCUGACGGAAAGCAAAGAGUCUUCUGCCACGCCUGUGCUCAAACCCUGACUGAAUCCUAGUCGUGAAGUCUGAUGAUCUGUGGCCUUUAAAACUAUGGAAUCCAGCGGAAUAGGUCUUCCAGAACAAUACCUCAUUCAUGCCACAUCCCCAAGAAACUAUUUUAGAAAUAAAAAUUAACAAAAAUGGUACGCCUACAGCGCAGGCAAAAGAUGGGACAACAUGAUGUAAGGUAUGCAGGGCCUCUGCCACAAGAUGGGAAGGCUGUGUUGAGUUCCCCACCCUCCCACUUCCUGACAUGUGCAGCUCACCCUGUGGCCAUCGCCAAGGAAUGGCAGGAAGCACUGAUGUCUAGUACAGUUUGCACCACAUCCUGGAUACAAGAUGACUCCUUGUAGUGUCAGCCUCCCAUCCCUCAAAAACUCUUUUCCAUCCAAAGAUAAGCACAAAUGAAGCCCCCCCCCCCCAAUUCAGUUCAGUAGAGCAAAGGGCUUAAGGUUGAAAUGCUUAAGUUGGAUUCUGCCUCAGUGCACGGAAUGCAGCCCAGACCGGUGACUUCCUGGAUCUCCAUUGAGCUGAAAGCUACAGGUAAAGAUGAGGCUCUAUGCCUGAGUCCAAACAGUGGCAGAGAGCUCUGUAGGCAAGAUCAAGCCAGAGUUAAGCACUUUAAAAUUCGGUUGAUUUUUAAAAUGGGAGAAGCUUUCAGUACAAUCCCGAAUGUAACAGCUUUCUAAGGCUAUUGGCCUUCGAAUGGAGGAACUCUAAGAGUGACACUUUAAGGCACAGGUGUCAAACUCACGGCCCUUCAGAUGUUAUGGACUACAGUUCCCAUCAUCCCCUGCCAGCAUCAUGCUGGCAGGGGAUGAUGGGAACUGUAGUCCAUAACAUCUGGAGGGACGUGAGUUUGACACCUAUGCUUUAAGGCACUUGCUUAGAUCUAUGAAAAUUGCUGGGUUGGUCAGAUUGUACUGUUUGUGUGAUCUUUUCAGUUUGGUGACUGUACUGUAAUUUGAUUUAUUUGUGGGGUAAUUUUGUUGUCAACAGUACAGCAUAUAAUUAAAAUGUCUCCGUUCCUAAAAAAAAA